GGAGGGAGGGAGGGUGAGACGCGGACGACACGCAGAGAGACGCCGGGUCAACGCGCCAGGUAGCAACGCCUUGGGACAGCCGUCGACGUUUCCUUCGUCGCCGUCCUCGUCCUCGCCAUCGUCGUCGUCGUCGUCGGCGUCGUCGUCUCAGCGGCGGGGUGGUGCCGCGGUUCCUUCUCGCGGCGACUCCGGGGGAUGACGACCAUGGGGUCCUUCCACGCCGCAUCCGGGAGCCUCGUCCUCCUCGCGGCCACGGUCGUCCUGCUGCCCGCCACGCAUCGCGCUCCGUUUGCAUACGCCGCAACUGGCGGCGGCAGUAUGCUGGGCGACGUGAAUAUUUCUGCGAUACUAGAUUCCUUUUCCGUCAGUUACGAUAAAAGAGUAAGGCCGAACUACGGAGGUCCUCCCGUGGAAGUCGGCGUCACCAUGUAUGUCCUCAGCAUCAGCUCCGUGUCCGAGGUGUUGAUGGACUUCACGUUGGAUUUUUACUUCCGACAAUUCUGGACGGAUCCACGACUCGCGUUCAAGCAAAGAACGGGCGUCGAGACGCUCAGCGUCGGCUCGGAAUUCAUCAAGAACAUUUGGGUACCCGACACCUUCUUUGUCAACGAGAAGCAGUCAUACUUUCACAUCGCUACCACCAGCAACGAGUUCAUUCGUAUUCACCACUCGGGAAGCAUAACGCGUAGCAUACGCUUAACGAUUACAGCGUCGUGUCCUAUGAACUUGCAAUAUUUCCCGAUGGACCGGCAAUUGUGCCAUAUCGAGAUCGAGAGCUUCGGAUACACGAUGAGGGACAUCCGCUACAAGUGGAACGAGGGCCCGAACAGCGUCGGGGUCAGCAACGAGGUCUCCCUGCCUCAAUUCAAGGUCCUUGGUCAUCGUCAACGUGCCAUGGAGAUUAGUCUUACCACCGGGAAUUACUCGCGGCUGGCCUGCGAGAUCCAGUUCGUACGGUCGAUGGGCUACUACCUGAUCCAGAUCUACAUACCCUCGGGGCUGAUUGUCAUAAUAUCGUGGGUGAGCUUUUGGCUAAACCGAAACGCGACCCCCGCUCGGGUGGCCCUCGGAGUAACCACUGUGCUCACUAUGACGACCCUAAUGUCCUCGACGAACGCGGCGCUACCAAAGAUCUCCUACGUCAAGUCCAUCGACGUCUAUCUGGGCACCUGCUUCGUCAUGGUCUUUGCCUCGUUGCUCGAAUACGCCACGGUGGGCUACAUGGCCAAGAGGAUUCAGAUGCGGAAGAAUCGCUUUCAAAAGAUAGCCGAGAGCAUGAAGGCCGCGAGUGAGAAUCCAGGACCGCCGCGCGUGCCCGGCGAUCACGGCGAUCACGCGCCUAAGCAAACUGAGGUGCGGUUCAAGGUGCACGACCCAAAGGCACACAGCAAAGGUGGGACACUUGAAAACACCAUAAACGGUCGCGCCGAUGAGGAAACGGCGGGCGCACCGCAACAUAUUAUUCAUCCUGGCAAGGACAUCACCAAGCUCUACGGUAUGAGUAGACCAUGCAUCACGCCGUCGGACAUCGACAAGUAUUCCCGCAUCGUGUUCCCAGUAUGCUUCGUCUGCUUCAAUCUGAUGUACUGGAUCAUUUAUCUCCACAUCAGCGACGUAGUUGCGGACGAUCUCGUGCUGCUCGAGGAGGCCAAGUAAACGACGACGUCGCGGCGCUUCGAAUCAAGAGAGGAGAAGAGAGGAGACGAAAAGUGCAGGGGCGGAAUCGAACAUUUUACACGUAAAAGAACGAGACGAGAGCCGGUUCGCGAGGGAAAAGCGAAAACGAUUCGAGGAAGAUGAAUCGAGGCGCGACUCGGAGGCGAGAGGAGUAAGAGCGAACGACAAGCGAAACGGCAGGAGAGCGCUUGUGUCCAUCUCGAGAGCGCUGCAACUACUUCUUCACGGAGGAAUAGCGGACGAAUACAGGCAGUCACGCGGUCGCGUUAGAUUCGGAGUAAGACCACUUGCUCGCGAUCACUGGAAAGUAUAAAAGCGAACGCUUUCGUAGGGUCCGCCGCGUCCUUUCGAAAGAGACGUGGCCUUGCCAAACGCGCGUUCCAACUAUCGCGCGACAUCGUGGCUACCGCGCUUUCUCCGGGCAGAUGCUCUCGUUCGUCAAUCAACGAUCGAGCUCGCGUAAGCCUCGGCUAACGUCGCUCUCCACGAGGUGUCUUCGUUAAAGACUCGAUAUACAUAUAUACAUAUAUAUAGACGUAUCGCGCGAUAUGUAGGGAUAUAUGUCGCGGCGCAAGCGAAACGGGCAAGCAGAAGCUCAAAUUUCGAAGGCGAAUCUACGAGCAUACAUACCAUAAAACAUUGCCAGGUAUCUCUAGGUAUUCCUAGUUCUUAAACGGAGAAAAUACCUUCGAUAUAAACACUUGUCAAUUUAGCCACCAUUACAUAGUAACGUUAACUAACGCUAAGGACAACACCGAGACUCGUCGGUUUGAAGCGACAGUUCAAUCGAGAGCGGCUCGAGGGGACGGAAAAAUAUAGGAUUAUCGACGUUCGUCGAGGUCGAGGAUGAAUCGUCGCUCUGUCAGCAGCGCUCGUACGCGGACGGAGGAAACGUAGCGGAAAUCGCGCGAUGGCAUGUGUGUGCGUGCAUGCGAGCGAGCGAGAGAGAGAGAGAGAGAGAGAGAGAGAGAGCACGAACGAAAGAGAGAGAGAGAGAGAGAGAAAACAGGAAAGAAUGAACACGAGCGUAAAUGUGUGCGUGAAAGCGCGCGCAGAACGAAGAAACGACGGACAGAAAAGUUCAUAUUCCGAAUGAAGAUAAACGAUGUACUAUUGGAGACUGGUGCGACUUAUUACUUAAGUAAGUACAGUAUAAGUAUAUGUAUAUUGACAUAUAUAUAUGCGCGCGUACGCGGCCGCGUUAGAUACGCGCGUGCAUGCAUAUUAGAUACAUGCGUGCACACGUGCGUACGCAGGACGCGUGCAGACGAUCGAUAAGCGAGAUCUAGCAAAAAAGAAAUAAAAUAAAAAACAAGACAGAGAGGUAAAACGAGAGAACUGAGCGACGAAUGGGACGCCCGCGACGAAAGCGGCUUCGAUUUUGCGAUGGCGGCUUCUUCUCAGCAUCCGUAUUUAUUUGGAUUAUGGCCAAGUUAAAGCCAAGUCUCUCCUUUCAUUUCGUAGAACUUUUUUACGAUUUUUAACGGCGCGACUUUUUGUAUUUUUCUCCGCAUGUACGACUUGCGCGCGUCGUCGCUACGUGAAAUCGCGUAACUCUCGUCACUCGUCCUCAGGGCCGUCUUUCCAUGUACGCGUGUACGUGCGUGUGCACGCGGCUCAAUCGGGAGUACUCUUAGCUCGUACUACGUAGUCGCGACUGUUUACAUAGGUAUGACGAUUAUAGAUCGGACGUAAAAACAUUCCAAUCGAGUCGAGAAAAUCAAGACAGUUAGCGAACCAAGGCAGAAUACAACUCUCUCUCUCUCGACUCUCGUUGCACGAAAUCUACUUUUACCUGAAAAGAAUUUCUGCAAAGAAAUAAUAAACAUAUAUAUAAAAUUAACGCGAAUAUAUAUACACGUUAUUUAUAAUCAAUUAAAAUUAAUGGACGUCUCAUUUGAUUAGAUUGAAAGACAAGGAAAUAAUGAGAAUAAAUUUUGUAUAAUCGCGAUUAUCUUGUGUGUGUUACUUUAGAAUUCUUCAAAUAUUUCUAUCGAGUUUUAUAUUUGAAUUAUGUGUCUUUAUCGCUUACGAUAGUAAAACAUAGUCAUUGAAUUCUAUCGAUUUAAAUCGCAACUAAUUCUGUCAACUUUUCCUCUAUGACAUUCACAGAAAACGAAAACCGCGAGACACAAUUUCGCUUUUAUCUACAUAAAUUGCUUUUAACUCCGAGCGUAUAACGAUCUUCUUGUCCAAAAGUAUUUUAUUAUGCAAGCAAAUAUUCUUAUUAAUUUUAAUUAAUAUUGAUUGCAUGAUAUUUUACUUUUUUUCUUCCAUGCUCGCGCUUUCUGAAAUCCCACUUAUUUAUAGUUCAUGGGUCACUUGCAAGAAGCUUCCAAAAACAUAUACUCUUAAAGCUUUUCUCUUUUACCUGAUAUACAGAUUAUCCUGAUAAUCUAGUAUUUUCGUUUAAAUUUAAUCAAUUUUUUCUUAAUGACAAUGGCUAGAGUGGAUGCCAUUUUUUUAAUUUAA
Molecule: messenger RNA, 4149 nt
Organism: Camponotus floridanus (Florida carpenter ant)
Lineage: Eukaryota; Metazoa; Arthropoda; Insecta; Hymenoptera; Formicidae
Gene: Rdl
Product: gamma-aminobutyric acid receptor subunit beta
Exons: 10
Coding region: 196-1656 (486 amino acids)
Biological process (GO): regulation of membrane potential; nervous system process; chloride transmembrane transport
Cellular component (GO): synapse; neuron projection; membrane
Molecular function (GO): neurotransmitter receptor activity; chloride channel activity; extracellular ligand-gated monoatomic ion channel activity
Source: RefSeq, a predicted model, not a curated record